Papaver somniferum (opium poppy) is the source of this 1531-nucleotide messenger RNA. RefSeq names its product p21-activated protein kinase-interacting protein 1-like. Gene Ontology annotation, molecular function: protein binding. NCBI's taxonomy places the organism in Eukaryota, Viridiplantae, Streptophyta, Magnoliopsida, Ranunculales, Papaveraceae. The transcript is spliced from 3 exons. The coding region runs from base 166 to 1140 and encodes 324 amino acids. The record is from RefSeq and is a predicted model, not a curated record.
AGUCCAACUUUCUAUAAACCCUACACCCCCUUACAGGCUGCAGUUUUUUAGCCUUCCCCUCCACAAAACCAUUUGGGGAUUUCUUCCGCAGUUAAACCCUACAGACCAAUUGAUUCACAGACGCUAAACCUUCCGCCUACAGAGAGAAAGAGAGAGAGAGACACCAUGACUCUAGUAGCUGGUUCUUACGAGAAGUUCAUAUGGGGAUUCAAGCUCAAAUCUGAAACCCUAAUCCCACUUUUCUCAUACCCAUCUCAUAUCUCUGCAAUUAAAUGUGUUGCUAUGUCUGGUCCUGUAGCCGUCUCUGGUGGAGCAGAUGACUCCAUUAAAAUAUACGACAUAACCACUUCUUCAGAAGUUGGAUCUCUCAUAAAUCAAACAGGGGCGAUCACUUGUGUCUCUUUCUUUAACUCAUCUUCACUUUCUUACCCUCGUAAUCUUCUCAGUGGUUCUGAAGAUGGUACUGUUAGUAUUUAUGAUGCUGACCCUUUUGUUCAUUACAAAAGUAUCCAAGCCCAUAGAAAAAGUGUUAACGAUUUGAGCAUACAUAAGUCUGGGAAGUUGGCUUUGAGUGUUGGUAGAGAUUCUUGUUUAGCUAUGUCCAAUUUAGUGAGAGGGAGGAGGAGUUUUUGCUGUAGGUUAAAUAAGGAAGCUUCAAUGGUGAAAUUUGAUUCAGAUGGGAGUAAGUUCUUUUUGGUUAUGGAAGAUAAAAUUUGUAUUCAUGAAGCUGAGGAUGCUAAGUUGGUUUUAGAGAUGGAUAACAAGAAUAGAAUUCUUUGUGCUGCUGCAUCUGCUAAUGGACUGUUAUUUACUGGCGGGGAGGACUGUAACGUCACAGCAUGGGACCCUGUCAGUGGAAAGAAAGCAUAUUGUAUUGAGAAAGCACAUUCAAAGCGUGUGAAAGGAGUUGCAGUCCUGUCUAGCAGUACCAUCGAUGAUGUGGAAAACUCUGAAUCCCCAUAUCUAGUAGCAUCUGCAUCGUCAGAUGGAAUCAUAAGGGUGUGGGAUGUUCGCAUGGCAAAUAAAGAGCAGCCAAGUCCAGUUGCUGAGGCGGACACAAAAUCUAGGUUGACAUGUCUUGCAGGAUCCUCGAUAAAAUCAAUCAAGAAAUCAGAAUUGGGGACAAGUUCCUCAAAGUAAGAUGCAGAAAAUGAGUGAACACCUUUUUGUGUGUCGUUGGGCAACACAGCCCCUCAGUUAUUCGUGUUGUGAAAAUAGUCAUGCAGGAUCAAGAAACUUUGAGAUAAACCAUAUACCAUUGAUAGUGGCUUCUUUAUGUUUGUUGGGAAAUUUUGAUGUCUUUCCAAGGGGUACAAAAACGAUGUUGGUAAAAUGUUGUGAUUUAGAGUGGUUGGUUUAUGAAUACCAUUCAUCAGCCUUCAAUUUUGAUGUGUUAGGAACAUUAAAAAAAGUACCUGUGUGUUUGUUUUCUUAUAUAUUUCGGCUCAGAGAAGUAUGUAAAGAUAAAAAAGUUGUGCAACAAAUUUCUGAAGGCACUUUUGGUGUUCUAUUGCCCUUUAUAACUAUUGUA